Parasteatoda tepidariorum (common house spider) is the source of this 1098-nucleotide messenger RNA. NCBI's taxonomy places the organism in Eukaryota, Metazoa, Arthropoda, Arachnida, Araneae, Theridiidae. The record is from RefSeq and is a predicted model, not a curated record.
AUGCGAGUGCACAAAACAACAUUCACUCUGUCUGAAAGAAAUACAAUAACAUCAUGCAAAGCUCUCUUGUAUGGAAAUAGCAACAUCUCGGAUAACUCAGCACUUCCAUUUUUGACAAGAUAUUCUCUUUUGGAUAAAGAAAAGCGUAAAUCAAUAGGAGAGCAAGCCAGUAGCUUCAUACGUAACUGCUCGAUAAAUGGCGCAAUUUGCUCUAUAGAAGAAUUUUCGUUCGUGCAAAGUUUCCGCCAUGGUAACUGCUAUACUUUUAACAAACGAAAGAAAAGUGAUUUGAAUCCCCUUGUGGCUUCAAUGAAUAAACUUAAUUUAGGUUUGGAGCUAGUUUUGGAUUUGCAUCUUAAGCAAUAUAUGAGAGAAACGCAAACAAUUGGAGCAAAGAUAUUAAUACAUCAUCCAAAGGAUGAGCCAAAUAUAGAGGAAGAAGGGAUUACAAUUAGUCCAGGAUUCGAAACUUCAAUAAGUAUCUCAAAAAUGCAGAUCGUAAGACUACCAUAUCCUUUCAGAGAUCAGUGUAUUCAGUACGAACUUGAUAAUAAAUAUCCUUUCUGCAACCAACAGGACUGCGUCAGAAGUUGCAUACAAAAUUUUAAUAAACUUGCAUGUGGAUGCACAGAUCCAACUAUAUCAAAAGCAGAUGAUACAAAGCCUUGCAAUAUUUCCAAUGCCACAGAUGUUUGUUGUCUUGAUAAGGUUUUGGAAGAUCUAACAGCAGACAAAUUCAGUUGUGACUGUCCAUUUCCUUGCCAUUCUGUUGGUUACGAUGUCCAAAUUUCCUAUGCAAAAUGGCCAUCAAAUGCAUUCGGAUACUCUCGGAAAUAUAAUAUGAUAAAUGCAAAUAAAAACAGCAUUGCGAAAAAUCAGGCAGCAUUAAAAUUAUAUUUCUCCGAUUUCAGACUAACGUCGUAUUUUCUAAAGCCUAAGUAUGAAAAAUCGGAAAUCUUCAGUCACCUUGGUAGUGAACUUGGUUUGUGGUUAGGAUUGUCACUUUUUGCGACGCUUGAAAUAUGUGAGAUUUUAUGGCUAAUUGUAAAUUACUUCCUUAAAAAGACCUCAGCUUUCGUAAGAAUUCGAAGGCAAUAA